GAUCAAGGUGGGGAACAAAAUGAUGAAAGCCCUGAGUUCCAGACACAGAACCCCACAGAUGAACCAUCUGAAGAUGAUGAACCAGAAACCUCACCAUCCGAUGCUUUCCAGGACAGAGAUCCCAUGGAUGUCUACAAGCGAGCUGCUCCUCAGUUACUCUGCGACUUAGCUCGUCUUCUCUCACAGCAUCUGUGGUCAGAAAAGGGCUGCAUUCCUCGCGGGAUUAAUAAUAUUCUGAAUUACUCAUGGGACGACCUGACUGCAGGGGCAUCCAUACACUUGAAAAGUCCCACAGAGAAAGAAAAACGAUCGAAGUCCAAAGGUUGCCUGAAGCCAAAGAAUACUUCCCCAACGUUGUCUUCCACUGCCAAGUUGGAAAAAAGAGAAAGGGACCAGUGUACUGAGGGAAAUGUUGGCAGGUCUGAGAGAAAAGCCCGGGUUAGGUCAAAUGCACCAGUGAAAGAGCCCACAGACCAAAACUCCACUCCAGCUUCUGCUGCCUCAGCUGGAUGUGAUUUGUGUCCAGGCUGGAUUAUUCGGCCGAAGCAGCCCUCCUACGACGAGCCUCAAUGGAUCAGCGCGUGUCAGUGGGCGGUGGAGCGGCUGCAGGCAGCAAGACAUCCUGAAAAGCUGAAAACAUCUGAGCAGGAUCGGAGCAAACCUGUCGUGAUUCGUCACUAUGGUGAUGCAAAGACUAAAACCAAAAGGGAAGGGAGUAAGGUCCAGCCGGCCGCUUUAGUUAACGGCAUGCCACAUAUACCGGAGAUAAAGCUGCAGGAUUCUGUCCGGCAGAAACUGCACUACCGGAUCGAUGAUGGCUCCUCGUUCAUUUACUACCGGUCAGGUGGCGUGGCGGUGUGCCAGAGUCGCUCAGGUCUUCCCUCCGGAGGAUUCUACACCAACGUGUUCAGUGAAGGCAAGCGUCCUCUCACUCUGGCUACCAUCACCGCAUCCGGGCACGGGGCAGUUUCACACCCUUAUCGCUCUGCAAUCACAGCAGUUUGGGAUCAGAAUGGUGGAUUUCUAUAUGAUGAUGAUGGAAACAUAACUAAGGAGUGGAACUGGCAGACUGCUGGCACACUGAAGGAUAAGAUUGUAGUAAAGUUGUCGGAUCUGAUAUCCGUGAGGCUCUUCAGUGGGGUGUCCGGUGUGCUCAGCUUCAGAUGUGGCAACGAAAGUGUUCAACUUCCCCUUUCUUCACAGCCUAAUACGGACUACUCAAAGAAAGUGGGGUUUGUCCAGCUACCCAGAGAGGUGGAAGGAUUCGAAGAGGAUUCAGCGUUGUGGAGAAAACGAGAGCACGGUGGCAGGGAGCUCAGAAAGCUCCAGCAGAGGGUUCGAAACACCGUGGAGGACUGGUUGGACUACUAUCGUUCUGCAGUUGGUAUCAAGUGUCCUGACACGGAGCGGAUGCCGGAGGCCUUAAUGAGAACCCGGCACAGGAGAGAGGCUCUGCCCUCUCUGAACCCGCCUGAACGCGCGGGCGGCGCUAAGCCGGCCGGGCCGGAGCAGGGCAGGAGAGAUGGAUUUCAGGAGGUUCACGGACAGCUCUCAGCCUCAGAGGAAAGGCCUCUGAACUGCCCCGUCCAGCUGCCCAGGACACCUAAAAAGCGAGCCAGCGUGAAACAUCCUGUUGUGCGGAUAGGACCCCUUCAAAUCCACGGCAACAUCAAACCUGAGUCGGUGAUCCUCCGGGGUAGCGCCAAGUCUGAGUCGUCUGCUGCCACUCACAGUCCGGAAAUCGUGGCACCGUUUGCCUCCUCCGUCCCGCUCACAGUGUGCCCCGCUCUGCUGAGAGCCGCCCUGCAGGGGGAGGGGCGGCGCAGGAGAUGCUGCUGCAGCGCCACACUGAUGCCAGCAGUCACAGACCUGGAGUACGAUGCCCUCAUUAAGGGCCAGCCUCCACACAGUCAACAGAUCCUGGUGGUGUGUGUAGCAGUGCAGGGCAACACCAGCAACACACACGCAGUCCAGAGUCAGAAAGCACUGGAGGAUCUUUACAGAAAGAGGAACAAACACAGAACAAUGCCCUGCACUCAGUGUCAGACGGACUCGUUUCGGCUGCUGAGGUACGAGAUGUGGGCGGGGAAAGCCGUCCCCGGGCUGGAGAGCGGGCUGCUGCAGCAGCGACACAACGCUGCCCCUGGGAUGGUCCUGAUGUACAUUCGAGGGAAGCUGCUGUUUGUGGGGUACAUAUUCAGUGAUGCCAAAUGCUCUGCCAGGGACCUUCUAAAGCAAAUAUCCAGAAGCCGAGAAGAUCACAGAUUAGGUGUGAGUCUCCCUUCGGAGUACAAGUUCAGGUACUGUUGCUCCAACCACUCUGAUCUGAUUAUUUGA
Menidia menidia (Atlantic silverside) is the source of this 2337-nucleotide messenger RNA. Lineage: Eukaryota; Metazoa; Chordata; Actinopteri; Atheriniformes; Atherinopsidae. The record is from the annotation of a GenBank genome assembly.